CAACAUCAUUUUAUUACUUUAGCUUGCAAUAAUCCUUGAGGAGCAUACACGAUUACACUCUAUCAAGAAAAAAAUGGCAUCAACAACAACCCAAUCUGAGGAGGAAGUGAGUGUCGAAUUGAGCAGCCAAGAGAACGCGGUUAUAGAUGAGAUGAUCAAGGACGCGAAGAACUCGUGUCUCUCGGAGGAAAUAGUAAACAAGUGUCGUGCCAUGAUUGUUGAAAAUGGAGAACAAAACACGACCGUGGUUGGUGGCAUAUCUCCAGUGAUCGCGUUAGGAGGCACCUUAAAGAAUCAGACAAGAGGAACCUUAACCGUUCUUGAUUCGAAGCUAUGGGCAGGGAUCAUUGUGAAAAAAUAUCCAGAUCCUCUAGAUAGAAUUGGCCUAUUUGCGCAAGGUUGCGCAUGGUUUAAGGGAAUUAAGGCGGCAGUGGUGUAUACCGGCGAAAAUAGUGCUGGUGUUGAAUGUGGUUGGCUUCUUGCUUGGGCUGACUCUAAGACCAAGGGAAGGAGGAUUUACGCCAAGUGUGGCCGUAAAAGCGAAUUCGAGUGUAUCGAUUGGGAACAUAUUAAAGAAAAAUUGAAGAAAGCUUUUCCAGUAGUUAGGGCUCAUGACAGCUCCACUGGAACCUCAGUGUAUGGUACAAUAAUUGGCGUGGAGUCAGCAGUAUCAACUGAAGAUGCAGUUCUUGGAGUUUUCACUGGUUAAAUUCACAAGUUCUUUGCUAUGAACAACAUAAUAUGCCGUUGAUCCGGACAAUACUGCUUAUUACCCUGUUAUUUCACUGUUUAUGUUAUUAUUUAUUUUAUGUGUCAGAGUUAUGAGGGGUAUUCUUAUGUUACGUUCCUUGUAAAAAAAUGUAAGCGUCGUCUAUCGUAUCUACCUUGUAUUUGUUGGUUUCUAUACUCUUAAUCAAAUAAAAAAUGCCCCCCUUGAGUUUUUCCUACAUGAUGCUCUUUGUAGUGUUUACUCAUAAUUAUGAGUUACUCGAUCUAAUCUGUAUGUUGCUAAAAUAAGGUUAUAAAUAGAUAAAAAUUUGAUUUGAUCUGAUUUUCAAAAUAAAGCUUCUUAUUUCAUAAUUAUACCAAUUAUAUUAUCCCAAAAAAAAGAUGAUCUAUAGACAAAUUAUGGAACAAAAAAUAAUAAUUGAACACUAAGUGGAGUCGGGUUUCAAAAAAAAAAAAAGUGGAGUCGAACCUACAGGAGC
Molecule: messenger RNA, 1208 nt
Organism: Chenopodium quinoa (quinoa)
Lineage: Eukaryota; Viridiplantae; Streptophyta; Magnoliopsida; Caryophyllales; Amaranthaceae
Product: jasmonate-induced protein homolog
Exons: 3
Coding region: 74-709 (211 amino acids)
Source: RefSeq, a predicted model, not a curated record